Molecule: messenger RNA, 1034 nt
Organism: Apaloderma vittatum (bar-tailed trogon)
Lineage: Eukaryota; Metazoa; Chordata; Aves; Trogoniformes; Trogonidae
Gene: BEND5
Product: BEN domain containing 5
Exons: 5
Biological process (GO): negative regulation of DNA-templated transcription
Molecular function (GO): DNA binding
Source: RefSeq, a predicted model, not a curated record
AGGACAAAACUGACCUUGAGAACAGUGUGAUGCAGAAGAAAAUUAAAAUCCCCAAACUCUCUCUCAAUCACAUAGAAGAAGCUGGGGAGGUUACAGAUUAUGGGGAAGAAGAUGUGGAGCUUAGACACAGUAAGAGACAAGAUGGGAGGAAACAAAGUGAAGGUACACACAAAAGCAUUGAAGCAGUUGUUGCGCGCCUUGAAAAACAGAAUGGGAUGAGUCUCAGUAAUACUUCCAGUCCUGAAGAGGCUUUUAUGGAGACAACGGAAGGCAUGAACAACAUGGACGAUGCUGUAGUUCCUCGGAUUCUGUAUGAAGAAUUGCUGAGGAGUUACCAACAGCAGCAAGAAGAAAUGAGGCACAUUCAACAGGAGCUCGAGAGGACGCGGCGACAGCUUGUGCAACAGGCGAAGAAACUAAAGGAGUAUGGGGCACUCGUGUCAGAAAUGAAAGAGCUCAGAGACUUGAACAGGAGACUCCAGGAUGUACUGCUGCUAAGACUAGGUAGUGGACCUGCCAUUGAGCUUGAAAAAGUAAAACCAGAACCAAUUGAGCCUGAACCUGAGGUACAGAAGACCUUCAGUGAGGAAGCAAAUACAUCAACGUACUAUCCUGCCCCUGUUCCAGUAAUGGACAAGUAUAUUCUCGAGAAUGGAAAGGUCCAUCUUGGCAGUGGAAUUUGGGUAGAUGAGGAGAAAUGGCACCAGCUGCAAGUAACACAAGGAGAUUCAAAGUACACAAAAAAUCUAGCGGUUAUGAUUUGGGGAACAGAUGUUCUCAAGAACAGAAGUGUCACAGGAGUUGCAACCAAAAAAAAGAAAGAUGCCGUUCCCAAGCCACCUCUCUCACCUCACAAAUUAAGCAUUGUCAGAGAAUGUUUGUAUGAUAGAAUAGCACAAGAAACUGUGGAUGAAACUGAAAUUGCACAGAGACUCUCCAAAGUCAACAAGUACAUCUGUGAAAAAAUCAUGGAUAUCAAUAAAUCAUGUAAAAAUGAAGAAAGGAGGGAAAGUGCAAAGUACAAUUUGCAAUAA